This is a messenger RNA of Beta vulgaris subsp. vulgaris (sugar beet), 2182 nucleotides long. Its product is annotated as signal recognition particle subunit SRP54, chloroplastic. Gene Ontology annotation, molecular function: 7S RNA binding; GTP binding; GTPase activity. Gene Ontology annotation, biological process: SRP-dependent cotranslational protein targeting to membrane. The transcript is spliced from 15 exons. Gene Ontology annotation, cellular component: signal recognition particle. The coding region runs from base 185 to 1882 and encodes 565 amino acids. NCBI's taxonomy places the organism in Eukaryota, Viridiplantae, Streptophyta, Magnoliopsida, Caryophyllales, Amaranthaceae. The record is from RefSeq and is a predicted model, not a curated record.
GUCAUCAGAUUUUUACAGAGGAUUAGAUAAUCCUAUUUUCUUCAUCUUCUUCAGCUGGAUAAGAUCUUCUCUCUCCUUUACUCCAUUACUCCAUUACUAUCUAAAACUAACCUUUUUCAGAGGAGAGAGAAAAUCAUCAAUUCAUCAACAGCAACAACAACAACAAAGUUAAACAUCCACUUCCAUGGAAGCUACACUUCAUUUCACAGCGAUAACUCCAUUUUCCCGCCAAUUUCCUUCUCCCUCCUCCACCUCAAAACUCAGCAACUGUCCUUCUUCUUCAUGGACUGGUUCAACUCUCGCCAUUAGUCUCUCAUCAAGAAAUUCUUUCACUAGAGAAUUAUGGAGAGGUGUGAAUUCGAAAUGCGUAACUACAACAGGUCCAAGAGAUAUGCGGAAUGUUAUUAGGGCUGAGAUGUUUGGCCAGCUCAGUACUGGUCUUGAAGCUGCUUGGUCUAAACUUAGAGGCCAAGAGGUCCUGACCAAAGAAAACAUUGCGGAACCCAUGCGAGAUAUCAGAAGAGCUCUACUGGAAGCAGAUGUGAGCCUUCCAGUUGUAAGAAGAUUUGUUCAGUCUGUUAGUGAUCAGGCUGUUGGAGUUGGAUUGAUUCGAGGAGUAAAACCUGAUCAGCAAUUAGUCAAAAUUGUGCGUGAUGAACUUGUAAAGUUAAUGGGCGGAGAGGUUUCUGAACUUGUUUUUUCAAAAUCUGGUCCCACUGUAAUACUAUUGGCAGGAUUACAAGGGGUUGGGAAGACAACUGUUUCUGCAAAGUUGGCCUUUUAUCUUAAGAAGCUGGGAAAGAGCUGCAUGCUUGUUGCAGGAGAUGUUUACAGACCUGCAGCAAUUGACCAACUUGCUAUUCUAGGAAAGCAGGUGGAUGUACCUGUUUAUACAGCAGGUAUUGAUGUUAAACCUUCAGACAUAGCUAAGCAAGGUCUAGCGGAGGCCAAAAAGAAGAAUAUGGAUGUGGUCAUAGUUGAUACUGCCGGAAGACUUCAGAUUGACAAGGCAAUGAUGGAUGAGUUGAAAGAAGUGAAACGAGCAGUAAACCCUACUGAAGUUUUGCUAGUUGUAGAUGCAAUGACUGGUCAAGAAGCUGCAGCUUUAGUCACCACUUUUAACCUAGAGAUCGGUAUUACUGGGGCUAUCUUAACAAAGCUAGAUGGAGAUUCUAGAGGUGGGGCAGCUCUCAGUGUCAAAGAGGUGUCAGGAAAGCCAAUAAAGCUUGUAGGCCGAGGUGAGCGCAUGGAGGAUCUUGAACCUUUCUAUCCAGAUCGUAUGGCAGGACGCAUAUUAGGGAUGGGAGAUGUUCUUUCAUUUGUGGAGAAAGCACAGGAAGUUAUGCAACAAGAAGACGCUGAAAAUCUUCAAAAGAAGAUUAUGAGUGCAAAGUUUGACUUCAAUGACUUCCUAAAGCAAACUCGUGCAGUUGCACAGAUGGGUUCGGUGAGCCGUGUAAUUGGGAUGAUUCCAGGCAUGGCUAAGGUUACCCCUGCGCAAAUUCGAGAAGCAGAAAAGAGCUUGAAGAUAAUGGAAGCAAUGAUUGAAGCCAUGACUCCAGAGGAAAGGGAGCAACCAGAACUCUUGGCUGAAUCUCCGGCAAGGAGAAAACGGGUUGCCCAAGAUUCAGGGAAAACUGAACAGCAGGUUAGCCAGCUCGUGGCUCAAAUUUUCCAAAUGCGUGUUCGCAUGAAGAAUUUAAUGGGUGCAAUGGAAGGUGGUUCCAUACCUGCACUUGAGAAUCUUGAAGAGUCUCUUAAAACUGAAGAAAAGGCUCCACCUGGAACUGCAAGAAGAAAGAGAAAAUCAGUGUCAAGAAAGCAAUAUGCAGAUUCAGGUUCAACCAGACCAAGUCCUCGUGGCUUUGGGGCAAGCAACUAACGAAAAUCUAGCUUCUAGGAACUUUCUACUCGCCAACACGCAUAUCACCAUUCUUCUUUAAGGUGUGAUCUGAAAUUUACGCGUUAUAAAGCACCUUGAAUUGUCACCUCCAACUCCAUGAACUCCCGCCCUUGCUUAUUGAUGUAAGAUUAUACAAUGCCUCUUUACUGGAAAUGUAUGAUGUGUUUUGCAGCCAAUCAUGUAUUGUUUUUUGAUAGUGAAGAAAUUAGAUAAAAAUUCUCAGCAUACUUCUGAAAUGAUGUCAAGAAACAGUAUAGAGAUCCUCCUUUUCUGAUUUAA